Molecule: messenger RNA, 5638 nt
Organism: Zalophus californianus (California sea lion)
Lineage: Eukaryota; Metazoa; Chordata; Mammalia; Carnivora; Otariidae
Gene: MMP20
Product: matrix metallopeptidase 20
Exons: 10
Coding region: 1-1452 (483 amino acids)
Biological process (GO): proteolysis; amelogenesis; extracellular matrix organization
Cellular component (GO): extracellular matrix
Molecular function (GO): zinc ion binding; metalloendopeptidase activity
Source: RefSeq, a predicted model, not a curated record
AUGAAGGUGCUCCCCACUUCGGGCCUGGCUCUGCUGCUCAUCACGGCUCUCAAGUUCUCCACGGCAGCCCCCUCCCUAUUUGCAGCCACCCCCAGGACCUCACAGAACAACUACCACCUCGCACAGGUGUAUCUUGACAAGUAUUACACCAGGAAGGCAGGGCCCCAGGUUGGCGAGAUGGGGGCGCCAGGAGGCAGAGCCCUGGUCAAGAAGAUCAAGGAGCUGCAAGCCUUCUUCGGCCUCCGCGUCACCGGGAAGUUAGACCGGUCCACGAUGGACGUCAUCAAGAGGCCUCGCUGUGGAGUUCCCGACGUGGCAAACUAUCGCCUCUUCCCAGGUGAACCCAAAUGGAAAAAAAAUACUUUGACAUACAGAAUCUCCAAAUACACGCCCUCCAUGACUUCCGCGGAGGUGGACAAAGCAGUAGAGAUGGCCUUGCAGGCCUGGAGCAGCGCCGUCCCGCUGAGCUUCCUCAGGGUGAACACGGAAGAGGCCGACAUUAUGAUAUCGUUUGAAACUGGAGAUCACGGGGACUCCUAUCCAUUCGAUGGCCCUCGAGGGACUCUCGCCCACGCAUUUGCACCUGGGGAAGGUCUGGGAGGCGACACCCAUUUCGACAAUGCUGAGAAGUGGACUAUGGGAAUGAAUGGUUUCAAUUUAUUCACCGUUGCUGCCCACGAAUUUGGCCACGCACUGGGCCUGGCCCACUCCACAGACCCAUCAGCACUGAUGUACCCAACGUAUAAGUACCAGCAUCCCUAUGGAUUCCACCUGCCCAAAGAUGACGUGAAAGGGAUCCAGGCCUUGUACGGACCCCGGAAAACAUUCCUGGGAAAGCCCACGGUGCCCCACGCACGCCCUCAAAAUCCAUCCAAGCCGGACCUCUGUGACUCCAGCUCCCCCUUCGAUGCCGUGACCAUGCUGGGGAAGGAGCUCCUGCUCUUCCGGGACCGGAUUUUCUGGCGUCGGCAGGUUCACAUGAUGGCGGGGAUCCGGCCCAGCACCAUUACCAGCUCCUUCCCCCAGCUUAUGUCCAACGUGGAUGCAGCUUACGAAGUGGCCGACAGGGGCACCGCUUACUUCUUCAAAGGCCCCCACUACUGGAUAACAAGAGGAUUCCAAAUGCAAGGUCCUCCUCGAACUAUUUAUGACUUUGGCUUCCCAAGGUAUGUGCAGCGAAUAGAUGCUGCUGUCUAUCUCAAGGAUGUGCAGAAGACCCUUUUCUUUGUGGGAGAUGAAUACUACAGCUAUGAUGAAAGAAAAAGGAAAAUGGAAAAAGACUACCCAAAGAACACAGAAGAGGAAUUCUCAGGAGUUAAUGGCCAAAUAGAUGCCGCCGUGGAACUAAAUGGCUACAUUUACUUCUUUUCAGGACCAAAAGCAUACAAGUAUGAUACAGAGAAGGAGGAUGUAGUCAGUGUGCUGAAAUCUAGCUCCUGGAUUGGCUGCUAAACAGAAAGGUCUAGUGUUUUCUGGGGAGUGCUCAUGACCGCCAGCAGCUGGUCCCUGGACCGCAAGGACUGAAGCAGGGUGUGGGAGAGGGAUUCUUCCCCCGGCCUUCAGUCCUACGGGCAGCUUAGAGUUCAUCGAAAAUAAUUACACUUCUAAAUGUUGUCAUGGUUGCAGAUUCAUAAUUCUAAUCUAAAUGGGCAAUUUCUGUAUGGUCAACUUCACAUAAAAUCAGAACUGACACAAUGCUUUCUUCCAUGAGACACCCACUGCCUUUUAUUUUUCUUACCUGAUAUAUGGAGGCAAACUGAUAAAUUCGGCUUUUAUCACCAAGAAGACACCUAUUUGUGGAUUCCCUGACACGUAUUAUAACUCUUUCUAAUAGGCAACAUCAUUGCCGUGCAAACUGUAAUCACUCUUUAUUAAGCUUUUGUGGCCUCUGCAUUCAUUGUGAUGAAUACAAAUCUGUCCAUCUUUACCUUGGACACAUCACAAACAAAAUACCAUGUUAAUCUUGCUUCUCGUUGUGUGUUGGUUGGCUCCGUGUACUCACUGGUCUUUGAAGUAGGUCGUAGCGGGCAAACCUAUUCAAGUGAAUUUUCACGCUAGGCAAGAGAUGGACACUUGGCAAGAGGAAAACUUUUAACAAAAGCCAAUAAAAAUGUUGUCUAAGAACAGGUCCUCAUUUCUCUUAAUAUUUACUGGCUUCAGUCACACUUGAUUUGGCAACAAACUGUACCUAGCAGAAACCCAAAACCCGAGAUAGUAUCGUGAGCACGCAGACCCAGGAGAAGUAACAGUAACUCACUGCAUUUCCUGCUUCCUGACAAUAAAACACCCACCGAGAACCGUCUUUAACCCUUCCGAGGGAGUCUCUCCGGACUGGUUUUCCAUUUAGGGGAGUCUCUCUGUUUAGUUUUUCUUACUUCAAGCUAAGCCUUUUCUCUUUCUUACCUACUCAUCAGUACAGGGAAAACACAGCUGUUUGUCAUUGUUAUGACUUUUUUUAACCUUACCCUCUAGAAUGUAAGGAUUCUAAAGAUUAAGGGAGUCUAAAAUUAGAUGAUAAAUACAUUUAGCGUACUUCAUGGGCCGCCUGGAAUAUCCACAGCGCUCCACACAUCACUGAUUAAACUGGUGUCACAGGAUGAAGAAGGGGUGGGGCCGUCCCUGGCCGUGACUCCCAGCCUCCCACUUGGUUUCUGUUACUGAAAGUGGCUAUUUAUACAAGCAGAUGUUGAAUCUUUGACGGUUGAAGACAAACUCUAGCACGCUUGCUUUCCAAUGUCAACUGCCUUGAUUGAGGAAGCAAAGUCGCUUUUGCAAAAACAGCCAGUGGAGGAGACGUGCAUGAUGGCAAUGAGCAGGGAGUAAAAGCAGCCUGGCAGCUCCAAAAGGCUAAACACAGAGUAAGCAAUACGUGAGCAGUUCCACUCCUGGACGCACACCUGUGAGACCGGAAGACGCGCGCACAGACAUGGAUGACGCUUGAAAACAGGACGCUAAGAAACCAGAUGCAAAAGGCCACCGACUCUAGGCUUCUGUUUCUAUGAAAUGUUCAGAAUAAGAAAAUCACAGAGACGGAAAGCUGAUGGGUGCUUGCCAGGAGUUGGGGGAGGGGCGAUGGACAGUGACUGCUAAGGGGCCCGGGGGUUUCUUCGUGGGGUGAUGAAAAUGUUCUGGAAGUGAUGAUGGUGAUGUUUGCACAACUCUGUGAAUAUACGAAAAGCCAUCGAAUUGUACAUUUUAAGUGGAUAAACUGGAUGGUUUGUGAACUGCAUCUCAAUAGACCUGUUGUCUUAAUAAUAAUAAUAAGCAAGGAGCUCCAGGUUAUGUGAUGAUCUCUGCACGGCAGGCCCUGGCCAGCUGCGGCAGGGACCACACGGCAGUGAAGCAUUAGCCCGAAGACAUCUGGGGCUAAGCUCCACCAGCCAGAAGUCCUCCUGGUGCCCAGGGCUUGCCCGGGGGCAUGCAUAGUGUAGACACCUCACUGAAUAAACGAACAUUACUGAAAGCAAAAUAGCAUGUGCUCUGAGGUCUGACUGGCUUCAAACCCAGAUCUGUUAUUUUUAGCUGUGUGGUGUUGGUCAGUUCCUUAAACUCUGUCUCAGUCUCUUCCUUUGUAAAAUUAGAAUGGAAUAGUCCUUACGUCCUAGAGAUAUUUAGAGGCUUAAAUAUAUAAGCUGAAAUAUACAAAGCCCUUAGAUAGUCCCUGGUGCCCUUGAGGGGCUCUAUGAUUGCUGUUUUGAAGCUAGUCGAAAUAAUUUUGUUUUGAGAUAUUUCAGGGAAUUUGUAUAUAUCCCUCGAGAUAGAUGAAGACACACGAGUUCUAUGGCACCACGAAGAUUGAUGAGCAGUGACCUGACCCUAGCACAGACCCUAGCAAUGGUCAGACGGAGGAGAAUUUCCUAGGUAAAACCAACAGGACCUGCUCCUAAAGUGUAUUUUGCAAUUAAGAAAAAGCGCAGGGUAAAGAAUGACUCUAAGGUUUCGGGGCUUAGCGAGUGGGAGAGCGGUGUGCAAUCUGGAAUCAGCUGGGCGUGAGUUGCCCAUUCGACGGGCCAGGGGGCGAGGCCGGACCAGGUGGACAGAUGGGGACCCAUGAGUUCCAGGAGGAGGUGGGGCUGGAGAGAGACCCUGAGAGUCACCGCCUUUCUGCUGCUGUCCAGGACCCCAGGAACCCCCACCCCACACACUAGCAUGGAACUCGGGGCAAAAAUGGAUUCUACAAGAGUGAGAAGGCAGGUGAAAGCAAUCUCCGGUGGCUUUCCAUCACAUGCAGUGCUCAGUCUACUGACCCGUUCUCUGUCCCCGCUUCAAGAACAUGGUUCAGGGGUGCCUGAGGGGCUCAGUCGGUGAAGUGGUUAAGUGUCUGCCUUUGGCUCAGGUCAUGAUCUCAGGGUCCUGGGAUAAAGCCCCACAUAGGGCUCCCUGCUCAGCGGGGAGUCUGCUUCUCCCUCUGCCACUCCCCCUGCUUGUGCUCAAUCUCUCUGUCAAAUAAAUUAAAAUCUUAUAGAAAAAGAGAACAUGGUUUAAUGCUCAACAAGAGGCUUGGGUUUUCUUUUUUUCUCGGUUUUUAUGUUUCUUGGUAAAAAAUCAAAGCACAAAUCACAAAAGAAAACACAAAAUCUUAAGGAUUGCUCUCCUAAAAGAAAGUUGUUGGUCAUCUGGGAAUCUUAACUGAAUACAGUAAAAGAACUUUCAAGACUUUUCAAAAAUCCGUUUGUUCCUACAGUGAAAACACCUCUGUAAGGUCAGCAGACCUUACAGAGAAGGUGACUGGCAAGGUCUGUACCAGAUUCUUCCGCCUUUGCCUGCAAACCAGAGUCCCUGUGUCUCUACCACAGGCCAUGAGGUUUCCGGUCCCCAAAUCAAUGUUCGAUCCAAAGUUCCUGCCUGGAGCCCAGUCCGGGCGGCCAGUGGAGCUUGUUUCGGAGGGUCUGUCCUGCUCUCCAAUGGACCAGCGUGCCAGGGGCUGGGACAAAUGCCAGAUGGGAAACCCUUUCCUGCCCAACCUAGGGUAUGCAGCCAAGCCUCUGCCUCAGUCUCCCCUCCCAGCACAUGGGUUCCUAACCCUGCUUCAAACCCCACACCACUUGGCUAGUGUCCCAGAACUGUAGUCAGCACUACAGGUUUUCAAGCCUCAUUGCACACCAGUGUGCUUUGAGACUCACAACAACCCCGGGAGGUGUUGCUACCCUCACGGUCAUGCGCUAAGACCAGAAAUGGGCGUGAGCUCGUGCAGGGAGCACAGUCGAUGCUAAGGGAUUGCCAAGUGAGCCGCAUGGACCACACCCGCUAUAGGAACCCAAAGCAGUUCAAAGAGGCGAGAGGGAAGGAACGAGAAAAGAAGGCUUGGAUUCUCCUUCCUACAAAGGAACAUGAGCUCAGCUCUGUCGUUUUUCACAUCAGUACACCCAGGGGUUAGGUUUCACCGACAGGACUUACACCUUUCCAGAAGAAGUGCAACCACAUCAUCAAUCUCUCUCAAUCCCCCCUCUCUUCCUCUGCCAAUUACAAGUUAUCACAGAAACAUGUGGACAAGUUUCAGCUGGCUCAGAUUUCACUGAAAGAAACAGGCUUCUUGUAUUUAUCCCUUUAUUUUUUUUUUAAUUUUUUAUUUAUUUGACAGAGAGACACAGCGAGAGAGGGAACACAAGCAGGGCGAGUGGGAGAGGGAGAAGCAGGC